UAGGCAUUGAACGUGGCCAGCGCGGCCCGGCCCAGCUCCCCCUGAACUAGGGGCGGAGGAGACGGCUCUGCCGGCGAGCGGGGGGCAACGGCAGCCCCGCGGCCCGGAGCCUGCCCGCCCCUGCGGCCCUUACCCCCCGGCCGCGGCUCUGCCCGCUGCGGGGCCAGGCGGCCUCCUCCGGGCAGCGUUUGCCCGCGUCCCCUCCCGGGCCGCGCUGGGCACCGUGAGGGGGGCUGUGUUGGAGCUGUGUAGUCCCAAAGUUUCGCAGAUACAGGAGCAUGUGUUCAGCCACACGUCAGUUGUGCUCGGAGACACAGGCUUUGCUGUUUCCAUCCGUCCAUUUUAUUAGGGACACAUUAAUCUAUAAUCAAAUACACCUCAUAAAAUUUUUAUUGAAAGGCAUAAAAUCAUUACAGAGGUCUUCCACCUGUUUUAAAACAACACAAUGGGCAUCUCUUUUAAAAAGUGUAUCUUUUCCAUGGAAACUUUCUGUCCGGGGGGGCGGGGAGCGGAUAAUAAUACCCGCACAUGCUCUGAAAUAUGGAAGUACCGCAAUGUGCUUUUACUGUAACAUUUUCCUGUUUUAUGAGAAGUCGUUACAGUCCCAGCUUGCGAUGGUUUGUUUUUACAGGCAAGAAUCCCCCUUUCCCAGCGGGUUUCCUCAGCAGCUUGGAGUGUGAUUAGCAAGCCAAGGCUGUUGGAUUUAUUUAAACACCCUGCCUCUCAUUGAUUAAGAAAUGAAUGGCAGAAAUCACUCAAAGGAGGUGAAGAAAUAGUCCGCGCCCGCCGCGGCCGUGGGCUGCCAGCGCAGCCACGCCCGCCGCGCCCCGGGCAGGCAGGGCGGGCAGGCGGGCAGGGCAGGCGGGCAGCGAAAGCGAGCAGGGCAGGCGGGCAAGGCGGGCAGGGCAGGCGGGCAAGCAGGGCAGGCAGGCGGGCAGGCAGGCGGGCAAGCAGGCAGGGCGGGCAGGGCACGGCGGGCGGCCCCGGCGCGGUCCGGGCACGCAGCCGGCGCGGCGCUCUGUGCGGGGCCGUUGUUGAUGAUGAUUUUUUUUUUAAUCACAGCAGCCCCAGUUUAGCGGAUUGAUUUACUCGCAGUAUUGGUAAAUAUGAUCACGUGGGCUCCGCAACCAAUGGUUGAGGGUUGCAGUCUGCAAAAUACUACGAUUGUUCUCCGGGAGGGUAUCAUAUACAGUUAACAGUGUAACCUUUUAUAUGACUAAGAGGGGAGCCUAAAAUGUCGUCUAGUGGCACCAUAAGUAACUAUUAUGUCGAUUCUCUCAUAGGCCAUGAAAGCGAAGAAGUUUACGGGAGUAGAUUCGUCCAGGGAGGUCACAGUGCGACCUCCAGGCCAUCAGGUGUUGCAGAGAGUUCAGAUUUUUCCUCCUGUAGCUUUGCACCAAAAUCCACCGUGUUCUCCACCUCCUGGUCCACGGUUCACCCUCAGCCGUCUGCGGCAAUGACCGGGAUCUACCACCCCUACAUGCACCAGCCCCACUUAGGGGCAGCCGACGCCGGCCGCUACGUGCGCUCCUGGAUUGAGCCCUUCCCGGGCUUCCCGGGCGGCGGCGGCGGCAGCGGCGGCGGCGGCGGCAGCGGCGGCUCCGCGUCCAGCUCCGGCUCCUCCAACGGGCGUCACUACGGGAUAAAGCCGGAGACGGGAGCAGCCGCCUCCUCAUCUUCCUCCUCCUCCUCCUCCUCCAAAAGGACUGAGUGCUCCUCGUCCCGGGAAUCCCAGGGGAUCGGUGUGCCCGAGUACACGUGCAGCUCCUUCCUCCAGGAGCCCCGGGAGAAGGCGGCUGCCGGCAGCUCUAAGGACCCCGCCGCCUGCAGCCACAACCCCAGCCCGAGCAGCGAUCUGAAGGAGGAGAAGCAGCAGCAACUUGACCCAAAUAACCCUGCAGCAAACUGGAUCCACGCUCGUUCAACGAGGAAAAAGCGUUGUCCCUACACAAAGUAUCAAACUCUGGAACUGGAAAAGGAAUUUCUCUUUAACAUGUACCUCACCCGAGACCGCCGUUACGAAGUAGCUAGGAUUUUAAAUCUCACAGAGAGACAGGUCAAAAUCUGGUUUCAGAACAGAAGAAUGAAAAUGAAAAAGAUGAACAAGGAGAAAGGCAAUAAAGGGGACUAACGCUGGGGUAGAAACGCAUUUGGGGAAUAUUGCUUUAGUUUUGAGUUUGGGGCUUUUGGGUUUUGUUUUAGGUUUUGUUUGGAGUUUGGGGUUUUGGUUGUUGGGUUGGUUUUUUUGUUGUUGGUUUGGUUUUAUUCUUCCCCUGCCCCCUCAGCCCCCCAUACGUUUCUCCUCCUCCUCCCGCGCCCCCCCACCCCAGAAACUUUAAAUCAAUCUGGUCUUUUUUUUUUUUUUUUUAAGAUAGAAGUGAAACGUGGUCUGUGUCAGGUAUUUUGGGAAAUUUUGUCUUGCUCGCCAACGUGUUUUGCAGAGUCGCUUCAUCCCCCCCUCCUCCUUCCCAGACCGUUUGGUUGAAGAUAUUGUGAGUGCACGUUAGCUUUGGGAGCUCUAUCUGAUGUUAAAUGUUUGACAUGUUUCUUAAAAGUGAUGUAGUCUAGAUAGUUACUUUGCCAAAACAAAGGUAAGGAAAUUAAUUAUAAUUACGAUAAUAAAAUAUAUAUUAAAUUACAGUCGCUUAAAUCAAUGGGGGUGCUGUGUUGUCCACGAUUUACUAAGAGGAAACCUUACCCAAAACCUCUGCUUUCUAGGUCUGAAUUUUGCUCCUUCGCAAUAGAUGUCACAGCGAGGCCACGAGCUAUUCCCCCCUUUAGUGCACUAUUAGGAGGUUGUCUCAUCCUUGAAGCCGUUCGCAAUAGGCCUAACGUCUCCCGGUCCCCCGGCUAGCUGGCGUCCCUGCCCCCGGUGACUGUUGUAUUAAUUAACCACCUCGUGUCUCGAACUACGGACCUGUUGUAAUUGUUGUCAGUUAUUACACAAUAAAGUCUGCCGUGACCGAACGACAGCGCUGCGGUGAGAGGAGAAAUCUGUGCGCCCCUCGCGAUGCUCUCCGCGCCGCCGACCCCGCCGCGCAGCCCCCGCGCAGCUCCCGCGGAGCCCACCGCGGGCCGAACAGUGCCGAGCCGGGGCCGCGGGAAUGCGCGGCCGCGCUGCCGGGGCAGCAGCACCUCUGGCAGCCACAAAGGCCGGAGGAAAAUGAUUUCCCCCCCUCCCCUCGCCUAAUGGCUAUUUGCUCUUGGAGGUCAGUGGCGGGGAGGCCGAAUUCGGUGCGCCGUGUAGGUGCGCCUGCUGCCGGACUGCUUCCGAACGCCUUAUGUACGAGCGGUCUUUGAAACAUCCGCGAUCUCUUGGGAUCAUUUAGGAAAUAUUUCCGCACCGGUCCUCCAGAGCCAGUGAAACAAAAUGAUGCCUAUUCGCUUAAACCCUUUUUUUUUUUUUUUUUUUUUGGCCGUUUCUAACCUCUGCGCUCUUUAAUCUGAAGGUUGGGAAGCUCUGGGGAGACACGGCUGCUUCCAAACGUUCAGCUUUGUUGGCGAGAGCUCAUUUAGCAACGCGUUUCAUGCCUUCUGCAUUUAUAAACACACAUGACUUUAUCAAGAUAAUUGAGAUGAAGUUCAUUGUAAAAAAUGCUU
Grus americana (Whooping crane) is the source of this 3600-nucleotide messenger RNA. RefSeq names its product homeobox D9 (gene HOXD9). Gene Ontology annotation, cellular component: nucleus. Bases 1235 to 2131 code for a protein of 298 amino acids. Gene Ontology annotation, molecular function: RNA polymerase II cis-regulatory region sequence-specific DNA binding; DNA-binding transcription factor activity, RNA polymerase II-specific. The transcript has 2 exons. The record is from RefSeq and is a predicted model, not a curated record. Lineage: Eukaryota; Metazoa; Chordata; Aves; Gruiformes; Gruidae. Gene Ontology annotation, biological process: proximal/distal pattern formation; anterior/posterior pattern specification; DNA-templated transcription.